This is a messenger RNA of Talaromyces atroroseus, 663 nucleotides long. RefSeq lists its product as hypothetical. The transcript has a single exon. The coding region runs from base 1 to 663 and encodes 220 amino acids. The record is from RefSeq and is a predicted model, not a curated record. NCBI's taxonomy places the organism in Eukaryota, Fungi, Ascomycota, Eurotiomycetes, Eurotiales, Trichocomaceae. Gene Ontology annotation, molecular function: gamma-glutamylcyclotransferase activity.
AUGGCUGAAGAGAUUCCGACCGAAUUCCGUCCGCGACCAGACACGGAGUCCCGUCCUCUCUACUUCGCGUACGGCUCCAACCUGUCAUAUGGCCAGAUGAGACAGCGGUGCACGCAUGCGCCUGGCCAUUCAGCCACGCCGCGAGCAUUGGCACGACUGGAUGGCUGGAAGUGGAUUAUCUGCGAUCGAGGCUAUGCGAAUGUCAUCCCGCCUGCAGAACUAAGGAUUGGCGAAUUUCAGAGAGUAUGGGCGGACUCCCCUGCAACCGAGAAAGGGGACACUGUGUAUGGUUUAUUGUACGACAUGGCUGUUGAGGAUGAGAUGUUGUUGGAUCGCUAUGAGGACGUGGAUUACGCCGCCCCUGUCGGCAAGGAGGACAAGGUUGCUUUGUCUAUGAGACCACGAAAACAAGGGCGUGGCGAUUAUACGAAGUGGUAUGUGCCGGCGGUUGUUGAGCAGUGGUUUGGCAAAGAGAAGGGACCGGAUGUGACUACAGUACUGGUGUAUAUUGAUGAAGAAUGCGUGCGAGAAGGCAGACCAAGGGAUGAGUACAUCGCGCGCAUGAAUCGAGGCAUUGUAGAGGCCCAGUCCCUAGGCCUCCCUACUGCGUGGACAGACGAUGUUCUUAGAAAGUUCAUUCCCAAGAGGCCAAUCGAUGUAUGA